GGUUUCGAGGGGACACUGGUUUGGGAGAAUUUGGACUCUGCUGGAUUGACCACAGUCAACUCCUCCUCUGUGCAGCUCAAUGAUGGAGGAGGUGUCCUCAAGAUCUCCUCUAUCGCAGAGGGCAUAUUGCCUCAUAGAAGUGCACUUGGAUUUCCCGGUUUGGCUGGAGGCUUCACAUUUACUAUCUAUGAUGCAGACGGCCUGUCGGGGCUCCUGCGGGGCCGCCCGGCCAGGAUGGAGCACCAUUCCUCCGGGCUGAGGCAGGAGGACGCCACCUUGCAGCAGGAGAGCCUCAGGCACGGCGACAUGGUGUUCGUAGACGUGGUAGACACCUACAGGAACGUGCCUUCCAAACUGCUUCAGUUCUAUAAAUGGUCUGUUGGAAACACUGACUUUAAUCUGCUGCUGAAGACGGAUGAUGAUUGUUACAUCGACGUGGACUCAGUAUUAAUGAAGAUUGACCAUAAGGGUCUCAAGUGCAGCAAUUUCUGGUGGGGGAAUUUCAGGCAGAGCUGGGCAGUGGACCGCAUUGGGAAGUGGCAGGAGCUGGAGUAUGCUAGUCCAGCCUACCCGGCGUUCGCCUGCGGCUCAGGCUACGUCGUCUCUCGUGACCUGGUCCAGUGGCUCGCCAGUAAUGCAGAUAAACUGAAGGCCUACCAGGGAGAAGAUGUGAGCAUGGGGAUAUGGAUGGCAGCUGUCGGACCACAGAAAUAUCAG
Molecule: messenger RNA, 717 nt
Organism: Epinephelus lanceolatus (giant grouper)
Lineage: Eukaryota; Metazoa; Chordata; Actinopteri; Perciformes; Serranidae
Source: RefSeq, a predicted model, not a curated record